AUGUUCCAGUUGCCUAUUCUGAAUUUCAGCCCCCAGCAAGUAGCUGGGGUAUGCGAGACCCUGGAGGAAAGCGGGGACAUUGAGCGUUUGGGCCGCUUUCUUUGGUCCCUCCCUGUGGCUCCGGCAGCGUGUGAAGCACUAAACAAGAAUGAGUCGGUGUUACGAGCCCGGGCCAUUGUGGCCUUCCACACAGGGAACUACCGGGAACUCUACCACAUUCUGGAGAACCACAAAUUCACCAAGGAAUCUCAUGCCAAAUUACAGGCCCUGUGGCUGGAGGCUCACUACCAAGAAGCCGAGAAGCUCCGGGGGCGACCUCUGGGGCCAGUGGACAAGUAUCGGGUGAGGAAGAAGUUCCCUUUACCUCGGACCAUCUGGGACGGGGAACAGAAGACUCAUUGCUUCAAGGAGAGGACAAGACACUUGCUUAGGGAGUGGUAUCUGCAGGACCCUUACCCCAACCCCAGCAAAAAGAGAGAACUAGCCCAGGCAACCGGACUUACCCCUACGCAAGUAGGCAACUGGUUCAAAAACCGCAGACAAAGGGACAGAGCAGCAGCGGCCAAAAACAGGCUACAGCAGCAGGUGCUGUCCCAGGGCUCAGGUCGGUCACUGCAGACCGAGGAGGAGAGCGCUGGGGAACCUCUGGGGGCCGUCGCCAGCCCCGCUGCAAGCCUGUCUAGCAAAGCCGCCACGUCGGCCAUUUCCAUCACAUCCAGCGACAGUGAAUGUGACAUCUGACGCCCAGGUCACCAUCUCCAUCCCCAUACACAAAACACAGACAGAAGAAGUGAAGGAAUAUGUAAAAAGUACAGUAAAAUAAAACAAAACAGAAAAAGCAAAAUAAAACAAAGGACAGAGAAAGAGAGAGCAAACGAAAGCUAGUGCCUGCAACCUGCCAACGUAGGGAAGCUUCUGAGCUGCUUUCUAAGGAUCCCAGGCUAUAGAUGCAAUGCCUGAUGGAGAGACAUUUUCCCCACUAAAAACAAACAAAAAACAACAACAGCAUAAUGUCUUAGUGGGGUGCAACUAGGAAUUAAGAAAAACUAAAUACCAAGUCUCUGCUGCCCUUUCUUUCUCUAAAAGGAUCUUGCUGAAAAGAUGCCUCCGGAACAUGAAUGCUAAGCUGCAAAUAUGUUUGAGCCUGCGCUGUAACUCUCGUGAAUAUUUCAUGUCAAAAAGACAUGGGGUGAAUUGGGAUCUAAUUUUUUUGUUUGUUUUAUAUAUAUAUAUUUUGUUUUAAAGGUUUUUUUAAAAUGUUUAUUUACUUAUUUAAGGGAUCUCAUGGUAGGUUUUUCUAUGCUUUUUUUUUUCUUUUGGGGGCUUGUAAUUUCUUUGUGCACACCUGUAGUAGAGCAUGUGCGCUGGCUAGUGCAGGAUCAGUACUGUAUGGAAAAGGUAAAACAAUAAAAAUAAUCUGGUAAGGAACUUUUAUUACCUAUAUAAUUUGCUUCCAAAUUCUUAAAGAUAAUCCUAAACUUCACACCUUCACAUUUGUAGGGCAAGGGGUUAUGUAAUCCCAAGAUAAGAAAGAAUUUUGGGUUUUUUCUUUCUUUUGAUGAUGUUAAGCUCUCACUGGGA
Antechinus flavipes (yellow-footed antechinus) is the source of this 1581-nucleotide messenger RNA. RefSeq names its product SIX homeobox 6 (gene SIX6). NCBI's taxonomy places the organism in Eukaryota, Metazoa, Chordata, Mammalia, Dasyuromorphia, Dasyuridae. The transcript is spliced from 2 exons. Gene Ontology annotation, cellular component: transcription regulator complex; nucleus. Gene Ontology annotation, biological process: eye development; regulation of transcription by RNA polymerase II. The record is from RefSeq and is a predicted model, not a curated record. Bases 1 to 741 code for a protein of 246 amino acids. Gene Ontology annotation, molecular function: RNA polymerase II cis-regulatory region sequence-specific DNA binding; DNA-binding transcription factor activity, RNA polymerase II-specific.